Messenger RNA from Paramecium primaurelia, 615 nucleotides. Lineage: Eukaryota; Ciliophora; Oligohymenophorea; Peniculida; Parameciidae. The record is from the annotation of a GenBank genome assembly.
AUGAAUUAAUUGGUAUCAAUUGAUUCAACGUUGUAAGCCAAUUUAGAACGUCUUAGUUAUUUGAUGGCUCAAAAGAAGGAGAAGAAACCUGACUUCAGAGAUCAAUUCUAAACUAAUACAAACACUAAGAAAAUAUUCGUUAAUUUAAGAGCUUUUGUCAAGCAACCUCAACCUCCUUCUCCUUAAUCUUAGAACUAGAAAAAAGAAUACAAAAUUCCAUCACAAACAAUUACUACUUAAACACAAACCCCAAAAACCCCUACUUAUAGACAAUAGUUCAUUAGACCAUAGUCAUUAGCUUAACUAGAACCUUUUAUAAAAAGAUAAGAAAUAUCUGUAAGUAAUAUAAUGAGUGAAAGGACAGAUGGGAAAGCAUGUUAUAAGAAUUGGGUGGGUUUGUCAGUAAUAGAAAGAAAUGAUUUAUUUCUAAAGAAAAAACAAUAAAAAUUAAAGAAAAUGAGAGAUGAUAAAGAUGAAAAAGAGUUAAGCAAGUGUACAUUUACUCCUCAUUUUUAUAAUCAAAUUCAUAUUGAGAGACCAUCUUCAUGUUUUUAGAAUAAAUCUUAUUAAGAUAUUCAUAAAUAAAGAAAGAAUCAAAAUGAAAAAUUAUAUUGA